UAUUGGUCAAAUCGUGGUAUCUCUGGACCCAAACCGUGGCCUAUAUUUGGAAAUUUGUUUCAAUUAUAUUUUCUAAAGCCUUUACUAAUCACUGAAAUAGAAUGGCUGAACAAAUUUGGCAAAAUUUAUGGAUAUCAUUUAAUGGGUUGGCCUAUACUAACCGUUGCCGAACCGGAACUCAUCAAACAGAUACUGAUAAAAGAUUUUCAUAUAUUACCCAAUCGUAUGAACGCCGAGUUCCCCCAUCCAAUCAUCAGUCAAAGUCUUAUCUUAAUUGAUGGCAAUCGCUGGAAACGGAUCCGAUCGAUAACAACACCGAUCUUUACUUCGGGUAAAAUGAAACGCAUGUAUCCACUGAUGAAACAAUGUUUGGACGACUUAACCAACUAUUUGAGUCCAUUGGCCGACCAAAAGUCAAUUAUAGAAGUUAAACAUAUAUAUAGUCGGUUAUCAUUGGAUAUAGUGUUUACCUGUUCAUUUGCUAACAAAUUGAAUCCAUAUAAUAAUGAUAAUAAUAAUGAUAAUCAAUUAAUACGAAUGAUUAUAGAAUCGGUUCAAUUUUUGAUAAUAUCAUUUGUUGCCCAAACACUUACACCCAAAAUGUUUAGUAAAUUACUAUACAAUUUGGGUUUGUUUAACACUAUGUCCACUAAAUAUGUAAUCAAAUAUUUACGCCAUUUGCUCGAUAGUAGGCGUAAAAGUGAUAAACAAUUUAACGAUUUAAUUCAAUUGUUUAUUGAAGCCGAACACAGAGAUACCGAUAACAAUGAUUCUAAAGAGGAAAUGGAUCAAAACACGAUGAAUAUAAAAUUAGAUAAAAAUAAUAAUAAACUAAAUGAAGACGAAAUAAUAGCCCAAUUUAUGACUACAUUAUUUGCCGCCUACGAGACAACUGCCUCGACAUUGUCUUUCCUGACCUAUGAAUUGGCCAUCAAUGAGGACUGUCAGCAGCGGCUAUACGAUGAAGUUAUGGCUGCCGUCGACGUCGAUGACAAUGGAGAGACUACUAUAGAUUACGAUGUAUUGUCGGGACUGACAUAUUUGGACGCCUGUGUUAAGGAAGCGCUUCGAUUGCAUUCACCUUUUACUAGACUUAUACGCAAAGCCGCCGAUGACUAUAAACUGGGCGACACUGGGAUUACAAUACAAAAAGGCCAGAGAGUAGACAUUCCCAUCUAUGCUAUACACUAUUCGGAAGAGUACUAUCCAAAUGCCAAUAAGUUUAUACCGGACCGGUUUUUACCCGAAAAUAUCAAAAAUAUUAAGCCAUUUACUUAUCUACCGUUUGGUUCCGGUCCGCGUAUUUGUAUUGGACAACGGUUUGCAUUAUUGGAGAUGAAGUUAUGUUUGGCUCAUAUCAUACAAAAAUACCGAUUCUUUCCGCCAAACAAAACUAAAUUUUCACUAAAGUAUGUAAAGUCGGCAAAACUGGCCGCUAAACAUGUUUUUGUCGGUAUUGAACAUAGAAAUUAA
Messenger RNA from Oppia nitens, 1473 nucleotides. RefSeq names its product cytochrome P450 3A14-like. The annotation marks the transcript as partial. NCBI's taxonomy places the organism in Eukaryota, Metazoa, Arthropoda, Arachnida, Sarcoptiformes, Oppiidae. The record is from RefSeq and is a predicted model, not a curated record. Gene Ontology annotation, molecular function: heme binding; monooxygenase activity; oxidoreductase activity, acting on paired donors, with incorporation or reduction of molecular oxygen. The transcript is spliced from 3 exons.